GAGUGCGGAAUGUUAUCAACCACACCGCAAUCAAGAUACUAGAGUCUCGUGUCGUUGUACUUUUCAUUUUGCCACGUGAUCCGUCGACAUGAGCUCCACUGAGGUUGUGGUCGCACAAGAGAGCCAUGGGUGUGCGGCGCGGCGCCACUAUCAACUUUCCUACUCGGACGACGCAGUCAAGCAGCGCUACGACCAUAUCGUGCGCACGACGCUCCGCCUCGCGAACUCCCCGGACGUCAACAGCAAGAACGUGCUCUUGGCCCAGAAGGCCAUCAAAUAUAGACGUCACGAAAGCGACGCAAUCAACUACGACGACCCGAGCACGGACGUCUUUGAGAGCCUCGGUAUCACGUGGUGCAAAACACCAUAGGCGAGAGUGAUGUAUGUACAGUUUGUCGUCGUUGUGUAAAGUUGUAGUCAAUCUUUGUUUCGUAAUGUGUGAAUAUUGCUAACCUUAAAUGAAUAUAGUGUUGGGUUCUCAA
This is a messenger RNA of Saprolegnia diclina VS20, 482 nucleotides long. RefSeq lists its product as hypothetical. The coding region runs from base 89 to 370 and encodes 93 amino acids. NCBI's taxonomy places the organism in Eukaryota, Oomycota, Saprolegniomycetes, Saprolegniales, Saprolegniaceae. The record is from RefSeq and is a predicted model, not a curated record. The transcript has a single exon.